ACUCUCUUUUAACCCAAUUGAUCUCCAAAUUGAACCCAUGCGGUCUACCUCAUCCUGAUAUCUAGGUUGCGAAACCUGGAGAGGGCAUCCUACUUCACCUCGGCGGACAUUCAGCAAGCGGGCGCCACAGCCACCUAUACUCAGAAAAACGCUCUUUGCUUACAGCUCACACCCCCACGGCCCUACCUACUCGAUUCAUUCCCUCCACUAACCACAAUCAAACCAAUAUGGACACAAUCAGAGAACAUCUUUUGUUUCCCAGGAUAUCGGGAGAUGGUGCAGAACGUGGUCAGCGAGCACUGGUGGUGACAGCCGUGCUCACCGGCUUUUCGGUUGUUAUUGUCGCUAUGCGAAUGUAUGCGCGUCUCGGUUUGAUGAAACUGAAGGGUCGCGAGGAUUACAUGAUUCUCAUAUCUCUGAUACUGGCGUGUACAUACCUUGGCCUGGUUGGUGCUGAGGUACACUUCGGACUUGGGAUACACUCUUCCCAGCUUCCAGAUCGUAUUCUGAAGGAGCAGCUGAAGCGACUAUGGGCUGCGAUCCCGUUCUACAACGCCAGCCUGAUCUUCACCAAGUUCUCCAUUCUUUUCCAAUACUUGCGGAUUUUCCCCGACCGCCGUUUUCGACUGGCCUGUUACGUUGUGCUAGGCAUCGUGGCUACCUACGGAACGUGGGCGGUCGUCAGUGGCUUCUUGAACUGCGUGCCGGUCUCCAGAUUCUGGGAUCGCACUGUUUCGGGGUACUGUCUCAAUUUCGAAGCGGUCUGGUUCUUCAACGCCUCUAUGAACAUCGCCACCGACGUGACAUUGCUUGUGUUGCCGAUGCCGCUUUUAUCGCAACUGCAGCUUCCGCGAGCGCAGAAGUUCGCGCUCAUGGGUGUUUUCGCUAUUGGUGGACUAGUCGUUAUCACUAGUAUCCUGCGUCUCUCCUCGUUGCGUUCUGUCGCCCAGAACAGUGACACUUCCUGGAGCAACGUCGGCGCCGCCUACUGGACCGCCGCAGAAUGCAACGUCGCCAUCAUCUGCGCGUGCCUGCCCUUCCUCCGCCCCAUCGUCAGCCGCCUCUUCCCCAAGUUCCUGUCCACCAACAGCUACAACCGCUACACGCGCAAUCCCACCGUGUCUGUCAGCCGCAUGACCGCCACCCGCAUGACCGCGCAGUCCCACCGCCACAAGGUCGAGCUUUACUCCCAGGACCGCGACUACGACAUGUAUACCAUUGACGUCAAGUCCGGCGAGGCCAGCCAUGUCGGUGCAGCCGGCGGUGCCUUUGGUGGCAUUGAAGUGCGGACGGAGAUGAUCCAGGAGUCGUCGCAUCACGGCGAAUCCACCAGCCAGCGCCGAUUGGUGGUGGAUGUAUAACGAUCUAUGCUUUACUAUCACUUUCGCUUACCCUAACGAUCUUUUUGUCUCG
Molecule: messenger RNA, 1413 nt
Organism: Aspergillus fijiensis CBS 313.89
Lineage: Eukaryota; Fungi; Ascomycota; Eurotiomycetes; Eurotiales; Aspergillaceae
Product: PTH11-like integral membrane protein
Exons: 6
Coding region: 228-1361 (377 amino acids)
Source: RefSeq, a predicted model, not a curated record